CAGAAGCAUCUACACUAUAUUCCUAACUAAACUUUCACAUAAAUACACUGAUACACGCGGAGUGUAAUUUUUUGGAAUGCAGCAGUGUUCUGCAAAAAUGUGGAGCUGCUUAACAGAUUUCUUUACCUAUGAGACGACCAAGUCCGUGGUGGUAAAGAGCUGGACUAUUGGGAUCAUAAACCGUGUCGUCCAACUCCUCAUCAUCACAUACUUCUUUGGCUGGGUGUUUUUGCAUGAGAAAGCCUAUCAAGUGAGAGACACAGCUAUCGAAUCAUCAGUCAUGACUAAAGUGAAAGGGUUUGGAGAGUAUAACAACCGGAUCAUGGAUGUAGCCGAUUAUGUCACACCUACUCAAGGGGCGUCAGUGUUCUGCGUUAUCACUAAGCUCAUCACGACAGAAAAUCAAGUUCAAGGCUACUGUCCAGAGAGCGAGUUCAAAUUGAAAUGUUAUAGUGACGAUGAUUGUAAGAAGCAUAUGUCAAAACCAACUAGCAAUGGGUUGCUGACAGGACGCUGUGUGCACUUCAAUACUAGCCACAAAACCUGUGAGAUUAAAGGAUGGUGUCCUGCAGAGAUUGAUGAAAUUCAGCCAAACCCCAUGAUGGAGGUGGAGAACUUUACCAUCUUCAUCAAGAACAGCAUUCGCUUCCCACGUUUUAACUUCGAAAAGGCAAACUUUUUGCCCAACAUCAAUAAUUCCUACAUAAAGCGGUGUAAUUUUGACUUUGAGAGUAACAUGUAUUGUCCGAUAUUCAAAGUGGGGGAUGUGAUCCGAUUUGCACAACAGGACUUUACUACUCUAGCUAAAAAAGGGGGAGUGAUAGGGAUAAAAAUAGCGUGGCUGUGUGAUUUAGACAAGGCAGAUGAUGAGUGCAAGCCGGCCUACUCCUUCACUCGCCUGGACGCCAUGUCAAUAAAGACCAAUGUGUCUCCAGGAUACAACUUCAGGUAUGCAAAGUAUUUUCAAAUGGAGAACGGGACCGAGUAUCGCACUCUGCUGAAAGCCUAUGCUAUCAGAUUUGAUGUGCUGGUUAAUGGAAAUGCAGGAAAAUUUGACAUGAUCCCAACCUUAAUCAACAUGGUUGCUGCCUUCACUUCUGUUGGCGUGGGUACAGUGCUUUGUGACAUCAUUCUGCUCAACUUUUUGAAAGGAGCUGACCAAUACAAGGCCAAGAAAUUUGAAGAGGUAUCAGAUUCACAUAUUCAGAGCAGUAAUUCACUGUACAGGAGCAGAGACCACAGCGAGCAUUCAAUCAAAACUGAUGAGAAGUUCUCCACCGACUCCGGCGCAUUUUCCAUUGAACGUUAUAGUUAAUAGUGCAUUCGAUCACAGGAAUUAAAAAAAAAAAAUCAUAGUUCUUCAUUAAUUGCAUUUCAUACAAGUAAUAAUUGAUAUAAUUUUUUCCACUUAACUUAGACUAUUCCACAUAAAACAGUCUAGACCAAUAUGCUAGCAUUAUAAAUAAAUACAUUUA
This is a messenger RNA of Carassius carassius (crucian carp), 1475 nucleotides long. RefSeq names its product P2X purinoceptor 3-like. The coding region runs from base 77 to 1315 and encodes 412 amino acids. Gene Ontology annotation, molecular function: purinergic nucleotide receptor activity; extracellularly ATP-gated monoatomic cation channel activity; ATP binding. Gene Ontology annotation, biological process: monoatomic cation transmembrane transport; response to ATP. The record is from RefSeq and is a predicted model, not a curated record. Lineage: Eukaryota; Metazoa; Chordata; Actinopteri; Cypriniformes; Cyprinidae. The transcript is spliced from 12 exons. Gene Ontology annotation, cellular component: plasma membrane; nuclear inner membrane.